AUGGACCUCUUUCAGUAUGACUCGUUGAAGCUCAACAAUUCUUUCCGGGUAUUGAUCUUGAGUCCUGGAGGUCCCGACGAUGUCCUCCAAGGCGAAUUGGAAACAGUCGACAGCGGCGCGGCUGGGGAAUACGAAGCCAUCUCAUACGUAUGGGGCUCUCCUAGCCGAGAUUUCGCCAUGGUUUGCAACGGCGCCCCCAUCCUCCUUACUAGGAGCCUAUUCAUGGCACUGAAAAGAGUCAGGCUGUUGACAGGUCCAAGACGCAUCUGGGCAGAUCAAGUCUGUAUCAACCAGGACGACGUGGAAGAAAGAAGUCAGCAAGUGAAGUUUAUGGAUGGUAUAUACCGGAAUGCAGCUCGAAUCCUAGUGUGGCUUGGUGAAGACAAGGAAUCCAUAGCCCCGAGUUCAUUCACUUCCAUUCAGCACCUUUCACAGAUCAUCAAGGAUCACCAGAUUGACAGUAACGCUUUAAGCGACGACCAGUGGGCCUCCAUUCGAGCUUUGACGACCAGACCUUGGUUCGGUCGGGUCUGGAUUAUUCAGGAGAUAGGCACCCGGACACCAGCAACCCUUUUCUGGGGCGAGGGAACCAUGGAAUGGGAUCUUCUACACUCGGUUUGUAGGGACCUCACAGAGUAUCAUCACCUGAGGAAACAGGUCAACAUACAGACGGCUAAGAUCAAAUACUUGUACUAUCGAUACGUGCAACCCGAUAAGGAAAGUCGUCACGCAAAUCGCUAUAACUUCAUAUACGAGCUGCACCGCGCCCGGCAUCUUGGGGCCACCGAUCCGCGAGAUCGAGUAUUCGCUUUCCUUGGUCAUUUUUCGGCGUAUCAAAACGCGCAAAUCCGUGGAGUAGUGGCUAAUUAUGCUACUUCGGUCGAGGAUGUGUAUUGCGAUGUCUCCAUCAGAUCUCUGAAAGGGGGUGAUGAGGGAAUGAUCACCCUCGCAGCUGUCCAGCAUGUCGAGCUCCCAUCUCAUUCCCCUCUGUCAGAGGUGCCUGGUCCUGAAGAACGGCUCGCCUUACCGACAUGGGUGCCGGAUUGGCGAAUCUAUCAGUCGCAUAUCCUUUAUGAGCCCACGACCUCACACGACGCCAGCCGAGGAAUACGCCCAGAUCUUGUCGUGGACGGAAACUCCAAGACUCUUUAUGCAAAGGGCUUGCAUGUGGAUACCGUCAAGGUCUGCGCUGUGCCUUUCGAACCAAGGCACUUCCACGUUGAUGGCGCAAUCUGGCCACAAUCUAUCGAAAGAGUAUGGCGUGAAAUAUGUGGUCACAGUGACUUCGAUCUGAAGAUUCCAUACGUCAACGGAGACUCUGCAGUCUUUGCAUACACUCAAACUCUAAGCAAUGGCUGCGUUGCUCUUGCCUGGCAAGAUGGACUAGCAGGUUCUGCAGCAAGAGACGAGUGGCUUGCCCAUAGUGCAGCAUAUAUCUCCGUGGCAGCUGGCAGGACUUGCACGGUACAUGAGGGGAUACGUCAACUCGCAAAAGCAGGCGACGAAUAUAAAUGGGCUCGUGCGGCCAACGGAGCGUCGGGCAACAGGGUAUUUGCCAGAACAAAGAGGGGGAGGUACGUCUUGGGGCCCAAGGUCAUGAAGGAGGGAGAUAUUAUAUGCGUUUUAUUUGGGGGUAAAUUGCCCUUCUGUCUUCGACCCUGGGGCGAAAGGUACCUUCUUGUCGGAGAGUGUUAUGUGCAUGGAAUCAUGCAGGGUGAGGCUUUAGAUGGCAACAGGGGGGGUGGCCAGACAUUUAGCAUCAUCUAA
This is a messenger RNA of Cryphonectria parasitica EP155, 1767 nucleotides long. RefSeq names its product HET-domain-containing protein. NCBI's taxonomy places the organism in Eukaryota, Fungi, Ascomycota, Sordariomycetes, Diaporthales, Cryphonectriaceae. The transcript has 2 exons. The record is from RefSeq and is a predicted model, not a curated record. The coding region runs from base 1 to 1767 and encodes 588 amino acids.